AUGAGAAAUUCAUUAUACUCAGUAAGCUUUGAGGACGCCAUUCAAACAAUAGGAGGCCAUCAUAGAUAUCAAAAAUUGCUUGUAGCGCUGGUUUCUGGUAUAUGGGCAAUUCAAGCUUUUUUUAUAAGGCUUCCCUUUGCAUUGCCUAUUAGAAAACAGCUUGAAAUUAUUAUCGGAAAAUUUAAAAUGGCCUUUUAUAUUAUUUCUUUGAAGUUCUCAUUAAUAAGUCCAACUCUUGAAUGCAGUGUUAAUUCUGACGACUGUUGCAAAACCAUCUACAAGAUAGCAGAAACUUCACCUUACAAUGCAGCCAGAGAAUGAGAUUUAGUAUGUGACGAUAAAUAUAAAAUAGACCUUAUAAACGUGUGUUUUUAUGCAGGGCUUGGUAUAGGGAUUUUUUUACUUUCUUGACUUGCAAAUGCAUGGGGAAGGAAACCGGUCAUAUUUACCUGCUUAAUUUGUGCAGCAGUAUCUCUGAUAGCCGCUUGCUUAAGUGUCUCUGCAGAGUUCUUUAUGGGCUGCUGCAUGGCGAUUGGGUUCUUUAUCGGUGGAAUUUAUAUGACUUGUCUAGCUUACCUUAUAGAAGCUGUCAGUAUAAAAUUCAGAGGACUUUAUACAGGGGCUAUUUUUGUAGCCUGGGGCUGUGGUAUGCUUUUAAUGAGUUUAUUUUCCUUGCUCCCCCUCUAUGGGCGAAUAAAAAAAAUUUAGGGGGUUAAUUUUUUUAAAAAUUUUAUAUAUAAAUUUAUAGUAAAAACUUAAAAAAUAUAAUAUUCGAAAUAACUUAAAGCAAAUAUUAAUUUAAUUUUUAAGGUUUAAAAUUAAAAGAAUUAACUAGAGAUUUCGUUAUAAUAAUUAUUACUCACAUAUCAAAUAUUUUUUCAUGAAAAAGUUUUAUAUUAAAAAUCUUUUGUUCGCUCACAGAGGGUUUUUUUACCAAAAAUAAGGAUGCUUUUGUUCUCUAACAGAGGGAGGAGCUACUUGUCGAUUCUUGAAGGAUUCAAUUUAUUGUGAUCGCUUUUUUCGACAUAUCUAUGACUCCAAUAGUCUUCAAGUUUCACGAAUCCCCUAGAUUUUUGGCAGCAAAUCGAGGAAAAUACUCGAAAGCAAGGUAUAUCCUGAAUAACAUUGCACACAUAAACAGUCAGCAGCCCUUUGUAGAGAUGCUUGAAGGGGAAAAGGUGAUAGGGUACCAAGAAGACCACAGCAUAAGUACUUCGUCACAGCCUAGUGACAGCACACAGUCAAGCAGAAAAUAUUCAUUUAUUCCGAUUUCUAAAGGAAUUGUGAGUGUUACUGAAGCUGAAUUGAAAAACGUGAAGCAUUAUUCUUAUAUUGAUUUGUGUAGAUUGCAGUCUUAAUCUCAUCUUAAUUACAGGCUUGCUUUUGCCUAUUGGUUGCGCAGUCAUCGCUCCGGGGUUCAUUCGCUUUGCAACGCUGUCGGCCAAGUGGGGAAUUUAAUCAUUAAAUUAUUAUAGAGAACCUCCCAGCAAGCUUGAAAAAAUUUCAUGUCACUUAUUUAGCAUCUGCCCCUUGCUCUCCAGUUUGAUUCCACAGCUUAAGGUUUGUGUUGUUCCCUCCUGACGAGAGUCUGCACUAGCUAUCCGGAGAUAGAGAUACUGGGUCACCGCGCCGUUAGUCAACGAGGUUACCUUUUCCAAAAAUUCGAAAAGUGAAUUUCUGGUCAGGUUCUCGACCCAGAUGAAACUUGUAGUCUAGAGGCAACUUCCGGCAUCGCAUUAGGAAAAUAUCCGAUUACCAAAGCGGACGCUCUCUGGCCUUGCUGGGAUAUCCCUUUCCAACUUCCAAGCUCCUUCCUCCUCGGGGUAAAACCCUGCCCUGGAUGUGAGCCUGCUGUCGGCUAGCCUAACAUUGCGCUCCACUAGACCAAGUAAAAUCGGGAUGGAUAUACAUACCAAACGCUUUUUCUCCUUGCACAAGGUCUGCUACAGGUGUUAAAAGGCCAGGUUUAUUCGCCACUCCAAGUGGGGAGAUUGAGAUUAUUAACCCAGCGGGAAAGGAUCUGCACCAGCUUGCUCCUCCACCAUGGGGACAUCAGAAGGGUGCGCUCUUUCUCUUGCACCUCUUCUCGCCUUACGGUUCCAGUGUUAAGUGUCAAAGAAUAGAUUGCAGUCAGUUAGAGCUGAAUAUGCAAUCAUUUUUAUGCUGUUUUUCCUUUUGGGCUUAAGCGAUUUGACUGAUAGCCAGCUAGCUCCAAGCUAUUUGGAAAAUAACUAUAUAAAUCAGUCUAUUAUAUCUGCAAUUGAAAUUUUAGCAUAUGCAGGGACAGUUUUUAGUCUUGGAAAAAUGGGUAGACAAGUAGGGCUAUUGAUAACUUUUGGGAUAACUGGGCUGUCUUUAUUAAUAGCUUUAGCUUUUUCACAGAAUAAAUGCAGCACAAAUGCAUUCUGUGCUAUAAAUACAUAUGUAUCAAAGCUGCUUCUGUCUAUAUCAAGGCUCGGGAUAUGUGGCUCAAAACUAAUAAUAUUGAUUAUGAUUAAUGAAAAAUUCCCUACGUCAAUUAGGAGUUUAUCAUUAGGUGGCUUAGGAGUCGCGAUAAUAGCAGCGAGCUUGCUGUAUCCUCAAACAAUUAUUUUCUUUGCGAAAUCAAAGAUGAGUCCUAUGCUUGGAAUAGGAAUUUUAAUGCUGUUUGGGAGUGUGAUUUCUUGUAUGGUUACUGAGACCAAGGACAAGCCGAUGGAAGACUAUGUGGAAGAAGAAAAAGAAGAAAUGAAAAACCCUGUAGAUAUUAGUAAUUUAGAAAUUCAGCCGGCAGAGAAUAAUUCUUUGAAUCACCAGAAUGAGAACUUCCAGCAGUUAAAUGAAGAACAAUAA
Messenger RNA from Blepharisma stoltei, 2832 nucleotides. The record is from the annotation of a GenBank genome assembly. Lineage: Eukaryota; Ciliophora; Heterotrichea; Heterotrichida; Blepharismidae.